This is a messenger RNA of Hydatigera taeniaeformis, 708 nucleotides long. The record is from the annotation of a GenBank genome assembly. Lineage: Eukaryota; Metazoa; Platyhelminthes; Cestoda; Cyclophyllidea; Taeniidae.
AUGAGUGUUAGCGUAUUUCUGUUUGUUCCAAAUUUAAUUGGGUAUGUUAGGAUCCUCUUGCUUCUUUACGCCUGCUGGUACAUGCCAACUGAUCCGGUGCGGGCUGUUGUGUCCUACCUUCUGUCGGCACUACUCGAUGCGGUCGAUGGUCAUACAGCCAGACUUCUGGACCAGAGCACAAAAUUCGGCGCCGCGUUGGAUAUGCUUAGUGACCGUUGUACGACCAUGUGUCUACUCUUUACUCUUGGCGUCUUCUAUCCACACUAUUUAUUCUUCUUUCAGUUAUCUGCUUGUAUUGAUAUCACAAGUCAUUGGCUGUUUGUUCAAUCGUCGAUCCAAAGUGGGUCUUCUAGUCAUAAGACAAUCGGCAUAGAUGGUAACCCGCUACUUCGAAUAUACUAUGCGAACCGAACUAUUCUUUUCAUUAUGUGUGCCGGAAACGAACUCUUCUACGCUAUGCUUUACGUCCUCCAUUUUACUGAAGGACCCUAUUGUAAGUCGCGUCCGACAAAUUGCAGGAAGAUGGUUUUCGGUCUAGGGCUGUAUCUCAUGAUUCUCUAUUUGAGUCUGCCUAUCGCCCUUUUGAAGACUCUCGUUGGAAUCGUACACCUCUACACUGCUGCAAUUAACGUAGCAAGCAUCGAUGCUUUUGAGCGUAAGAAGUCACAGACGUUGCCGGUCAACUCGGACCAAGGCAAAGUCAAAUGA